GUUUCAGGACUGUGUGAGGCUCAGAACACCAGCUAGCACCCACACUCCCGCACAGCAAGGAGCGAGGGCGGCGUUCCCGUUCCUCACCCCUCCGGGACGGGCGGCACUGCCCAGAGCCGCUCCAGCGCCCGUCCCGGCGGCGGGGCUGCGCUGCCCGGGGUGCCCCGUGUUCCCUGGGGCAGGCCUGGCGCUGGCAGAGCGGCAGCGCCCGGACUUCCCGGGGCUCCCGGCGUUCCCGGCCCGUCGCCAGGAGACGGCGGGCGGGAGGAGCGGCAGGAAGCGGAUCCGGGAUGGGAGGGCCGCGCGUGUCACUGCCGGCCCCGCUUCCGGCGCCAUGGGCGUCCAGGGCCUCACGGGCUUCGUGGAGGAGCGCGGGGUGUUCUUCACCGAGCUGCGGGUGCGCGACACCAAGCUGGUCAUCGACGGCAGCAGCCUCUACCACCGCCUCUGCUUCGCGCCCGACGCCGACUUCCGACGCGGCGGCGACUACGGCGCCUUCGCCGCGGCCGUGCGCGACUUCUUCGGCGCCCUGCGGGCCUGCGGCGUCGCGCCCUUCGUGGUGCUGGACGGCGGGCGCGGCGCCGAGGACAGGAAGCUGCCGACGCUGCGGCGCCGCGCCGCCGAGCAGCUGCGGGCGGCGCACGGGCUGUGCCGCGGCGGCGGCGGCUGCCUGGCGCCGCUGCUCACCCGCGAGGCCUUCGUGCAGGCGCUGCGCCGGCUCGCCGUGCCCUUCGUGCAGUGCUUCGCCGAGGCCGACCGGGAGAUCGCCGGGCUGGCCAACCGCUGGGGCUGCCCCGUGCUCUCCCUCGACAGCGACUUCUUCGUGUUCGACCUGGCGGGCGGCUACUGCCCGCUGUCCCACUUCCAGUGGCAGAGCGUGCGCGCCGGCGCGCCGCAGGGAUGCUACGUGCCCGCCCGCUGCUUCUCCGCAGAGAGGUUCUGCGGGCACUUCGGGCGCCUGAGCAAGGCGCUGCUCCCGCUCUUCGCCGUCAUGCACGGGAACGACUUCGUGGGCCUGGAAGCGCUGGAGGCGUUCUUCAGCAAGGUGCGCCUGCCGAGGCCCUGCGCGGCCGGCCGGGGCGGGAAGCACCUCCGCCUCCAGGGGCUGCUGAAGUGGCUGGCGCAGUUUGCCGAGCCCGCCGAGGCCGUCGACAACGUGCUGAAAUACCUCAAGAAACACCAGAGGGAAGAAAUACGGGAGCUUCUGUGCGCUUCAAUGGAGGACUAUGCUCCGUCCGACGUGAAUCUUGAGGACUUCUUUCAGAACGGGAGCUAUGAGUGCGAGGCUGCCAGGAAAGCAGACGUACCGCAGUGGGUACUUGAUGCUUUGGCGAAAGGUAAGCUGGCCCCAUUCGUCAUCAAUGCCCUGAUACUUAGAAGUACCUUCCUCCGCGUUCAGGUGGAGAACAUGCAGAGACCCAGUGCUCAUAGCACAGCUCUGCCCAUCCGACAAGUUAUCUAUGGACUGCUUCUGAGAGUAUCUCACAGUACUGAAGAUGCUUCUCCGAGUAAGCAGACCAACGAGCUGCCCAUUGUAUGUGAAUUUGACAGAUGCCAAAAGACACUUAAAAAAUCAUUUGUUCAAGCAGCAAGCCUACCCCCAGAUUUUUGUGAUGAUCGUUUUCCUUUGGACAAGUUAAUGGAGGUGCCUGUUUCAUGCUGUCAGAUGCUUUUGCUGGAGACUCUGGGAGUGAAAAUGAGUUUCCUAGAACCUAUCCCAAGUCAUUUACAGCUCCCUGUUGCUGUAACAUGUUACUGGAUACGUCGUUCAGAACCCAAAGUUAAGCUGAACCAAUUAAAGGCUCUGCUUCUAAUGAUAGUUUCUGAAGAACUGCAGAGGAUAACUGAUGAUCCAGAUCCCACCGUUCCACCUGCUGAAGAUGACAGCUUUGCAUAUAACGAAUUUCUAAAAUGGAAGGAAAAGAAAUUGCAGAAUAACGACUUUGAUUUAGAUGCUGCACACAGUUUUUGCCAGUGGCAGUGCUGUCUUCAGAUGGGAUUGUAUCUCAACCAGCUACUUGGUAGUCCUCUCUCUGAGCCAGACCUAAGUAGGCUUUACACUGGGACCCUUGUGCACAGACUGUAUCAAGAGCUUAAAUCAGCACCUUCAGUGGAAAAUCUGUUUCUCUUAUCUCCAAAAAUGGCUCAGCUUUAUCUGGUUUUGUUAAAUACAGUGGAGUCAAUGGUCUCUCCAGACUUCUUUCAGAUGACCAAGACCAGAUCAGAGUCCUGCAAAAAGAGGAAAGCAUCUAGUAAGAAAAAAACAGCCACCCAACGUGCUGUGCCAGAAACUCGGCAUUUAUGCAAUGUUAAUAGGUUUGCAGCACUGGAAGUGGAUGACUGAAAGCACUAUAACUUCUAAUGCCAUGCUGAUGAAAGGAGUAACAGUAAAAUAUGUGACUGUAUUGGAAUUUGCUCAACUGUUUUCACACAAGUUCCUGAUUCAAUCUUUACCAAAAACCUUACUUCAGGGGAUUUUUAUUUACCUUUUUGUAACUUACACUUUGUAACUUUACAUUUUGUAACUUACAUUUGCAUAAAAGAAAUGCUGUCUAAAAGUUGUGGUGUUUUGUUUUUCUUUAAGGGUAUCAGUCCAAUUGAAAAUGAGAGCAAAGUUGUUUAGCAUUUGAAAGCAGGACUAUUAUAGAGGAAUUCUUUUCCUGAACAUUUAUAGUUGGCUCUGCCUCAUCUCCCUGAACACUUCAUUUACAGAAAAUCCAACUUUCAAGUUUGUGUUUGAGGAACACAGUGGUCACAGUCUAACAGUUGAGAGUAAAAUAGAAACUGGCAGGUUUAAAAAUACUGUAAAAUCAGGCAUUACUGAUGGAGUACUUUUACUUGCAGGGAGAGGUAGCUUUGUUCAGUGACAACUGAGUAAGUUGUGCUUGCAGUAUUACAGGUUCUGACAAUACACAGGGAGAAACUUCAGAUCUUAUUUCUCCCCCUUCCCUCUGUGAUGUGUUAAAGAGUUACAUGCACACACAAAGCUGUCACAUGGGAGCAAGUUUCUACAGGUUUGCUAAUUCUCAGUCACUGUCACAGUAAUUGUGUACAAUCCUCUGCUAUUAAAGCUGUUGUCACUCUUAUUCUUUAUACAAUGGCUAUAUUAAAAACCAGACCUGUUCUGACUUCCCCUAUGUACACUAAUUACUUGAUAAACCUUAGCUAUCUACACAGUAAUACUGAAAAACAGUAUUUUUUUAAUCCUACAUCAUCUAUUCCUUAGUUCUUUGCAUUAGCAAACUUUCCAGUAUAAUUAGUCAAUUUAUAUACAUACUUUUCUUAUUAAACUAUUGGUUUUCCCUAUGUAAAACAUAGUUACAUUUGUGGUUUUUCUUCUCAAGAAUCCACAUAUCUUUUCUGGCAUUUAGGAGAAUCAUGACUUCCACCUCUAAUCAUCAAAGUUUUGCCCAUAACUUAACAGAAUUCAAGCCUGAUUCCUGCAUUGUGUGCUCAAGUUUUCAGUCCUGCUUAUGCUCCCUGUUACCUCUGUUCCCAUGGAAAUAACUCACCAUAUCUUAGGAUUUAGAGGCAAGAUCUCCUAUAUUGUACAGCUGAGUGUUGAUACUGCCCAAAUAUAGUCAAUGAGAAAAGAAUAGAUCUAUGAGAUGUUACAUUAAAGAGAAAACUAUGUUUGAGAUACAGCCAAGAUGUAACUUUCUUUCCAGGACAAAAGCUGCUACUUGCUGAACUACCAGCAGAUGGCACGUACACCCAACCACACAAGCCAGAACCUCACAACCCAUUUCUCUACAGGUUUCUGUGUACAGCAUCACAUUUCCAUCAGAUGACUUUUGAAUAAAAGUUGAAACAGGUUACAGUUACUGAUUUGACUAACUAAAACUGAAAUUCUUAAUUGUCUAAACCAUCCUCUUCUCCAUUAUGAGCCCAUAUAUUUUAUUUUACCAAGCUUGUAAUUUCCUAAGAGUUUUUAAUCAUCAGAAAUAGUCACAUGCAAAAUAAGUCUUAAAUAUAAAGAUACGAGUGGAUUUGAUUCCACUUUAUUAUUCCUGGUGAGAAGAGAGAUCUUCAUUUACUCUGAAUCCCACAUCAGAAAACUGCUGAAGAUUGUAAAAAUUCUUGAGACUUGAUAAGAAGUAAUAUUUUCAAUUUGAUCCUUCAGAAGACUAGAAUAAGGUCAAAUAUUCUACUUUGAGAUAAAAACACGCUAUGACAAC
This is a messenger RNA of Passer montanus (Eurasian tree sparrow), 4178 nucleotides long. It is a transcript of the gene ASTE1, whose product is annotated as asteroid homolog 1. The transcript has 4 exons. The record is from RefSeq and is a predicted model, not a curated record. NCBI's taxonomy places the organism in Eukaryota, Metazoa, Chordata, Aves, Passeriformes, Passeridae. The coding region runs from base 335 to 2344 and encodes 669 amino acids.